Messenger RNA from Symbiodinium sp. CCMP2592, 648 nucleotides. Lineage: Eukaryota; Dinophyceae; Suessiales; Symbiodiniaceae. The record is from the annotation of a GenBank genome assembly.
AUGAAGUACCGCAAGCUCUCCGUGGCCUCGCCCUCCUCAGUGGCAUCCAAGACGAUGGCUGUAGAUGAUGGGGCUAUUUCGGAAGUUUCCACUGCAGUGAGUUCGAAUGAUGGUGCUGUAGGGGCUGCAAAGGUUGAGAAGCUUAAUGCUAUCUUCUUACGGCUGAAGCAGCAAAGCUUGAAGAAGACCCCGGACCAGAUGCGCAACACCUUUGUGGUCCCACCAGCGGUGCUGAGCAGCAUCCAGGACAUGUCCAAGAGCUUGGCCCCCGAGCCAUUCCUGCCGAGUUCCCAGUGGAAGGGGGAGUACGAGAGCGAUCAUGAAGAUGUGGAGCAGGAGGAUUGCGAGCCGAUUCAGGAUGCUGAGCCUAAGGCAACAGCCAAGGCUAUGGCUAAAAGGAAGGCCAUGGCUGUCCGGGAUGCUGCUGCCCCACCUAAAGUGAGGAUCGAGGUUGAUGCUCCGCAUGGGGAUUGCGAUUAUGUGCCCGGCGAGUUUCGGAAGAGGAAGAAAGCCUAUUGUCGGGAGUGCACGGAGGAGGGGUACCUGAAUUAUUGGGAAGCCCUUCAGGCUUGGAACUUCAGUGAUGAGAGGGCGCAGUUGUUGAGCAACCUUUCGCCCAGCGAGCUCAGUCGCCGAAGGUUCGACUGA